Thunnus maccoyii (southern bluefin tuna) is the source of this 1687-nucleotide messenger RNA. Its product is annotated as major histocompatibility complex class I-related gene protein-like. The record is from RefSeq and is a predicted model, not a curated record. The transcript has 8 exons. Gene Ontology annotation, biological process: immune response. Gene Ontology annotation, cellular component: external side of plasma membrane. Lineage: Eukaryota; Metazoa; Chordata; Actinopteri; Scombriformes; Scombridae. The coding region runs from base 25 to 1200 and encodes 391 amino acids.
CCAAAAAGUCAUGCCGUGAAGACAAUGGAGCUUGUUUUUCUGCUCAUCUUCUUUCCGGUCACACUUUCAGUGAAACACUCGCUGAAGUUUUUCUUCACAAUGUCCUCUGGAGUCAAAAACUUCCCAGAUUUUGUGGUUGUUGGGAUGGUUGAUGAAGUUCAAUGGGUUUACUGUGACAGCAUCAUUAACACAGUGGAAGGCAAACAGGACUGGUCACAAAAAAUGUUUGAAGAUGAUCCACAACACUUGGAGUGGUACACUCAGAAGUGUUUAUUACACCAACAUAAAUACAAAGCUCAUGCUGACAUUUUGAAGCAGCAACUGAACCAAACUGAAGGUGUCCACAUCUUCCAGAUGAUGGAUGGCUGUGAAUGGGAUGAUGAGACUGGAGAGGCUAAUGGUUUUGCUCAGUAUGGUUAUGAUGGAGAAGACUUCUUAGCAUUUGACCUGAAGACACUGACAUGGAUCGCUCUAAAACCACAAGCUGUCAUCACCAAACACAAGCGAAACAAAGAUAGAGCUCUCAAUGAAAGGUGGAACUACUUCCUCACCCAGCAGUGCCCUGAGUUAUUGAAGAAGUAUUUGGACCUUGGGAAGAGCUCUCUGCUGAGAACAGAGUUUCCCUCAGUGUCUCUCCUCCAGAAGACUCCCUCCUCUCCAGUCAGCUGCCACGCUACAGGUUUCUACCCUCACAGAGCCGAGAUGUUCUGGAGGAAAGAUGGAGAGGAGCUUCAUGAGGACGUGGAACAUGGAGAGAUCCUCCCCAACCAUGAUGGAUCCUUCCAGAUGAGUGUUGACCUGAACCUUUCAUCAGUCACACCUGAAGACUGGAGGAGGUACGAAUGUGUGUUUCAUCUCUCUGGUGCAAAGAACGACAUCGUCACCAAACUGGACAAAGCAGUGAUCGGAACCAACUGGGGUAAGACUGGAAUACUGACUUUACUAUGGUUUUUUUUAUACCAAAAAUGCAUUGGCAUGCCCUUGAUGCACUGUGAAUGUUUUGUUCUGGUUCCAGUUUCUCCCUCAGAGUUCCCUGCUGGUCCUGUUAUUGGAGGUGUUGUAGGACUGCUGCUGCUCCUGGCAGUCUGUAUCACUGGAGUCUUCAUCUGGAGAAGGAGAGAUAAUGGAUUCAGGCCUGCAAACUCUUCAGACUCGUCAUCCUCUGAUCCAUCUUCAGUCAAAGAUGCAGCUCUUAACUGAUCACAGAGUAACAACAUCUGGAGAGAACUGAUGCUGCUGUCCAGCUGUUUCCUCAAACCUUUGGUGGAGAUGAAUCACUGCAGCAGCUACCAGACACCAAAGAGCCACAACGUUACUCCAGUGGGGCAUCUUUUGUCUUCAGAUAUCAAAUUCAUGUCAGUUAGUCAUGUGAUGUACUGUCUUUGAUGAUGAUGGGAGACAUGCAGCACUUUAACCUCUGCUUCUAAUGCUGGAGUCAAACCUAAAACUUUAAAUGUUCAACUACUCAUGCUUUCACCAAUAAUUAGUUUGACAGUUGCGUUUUAGAAACACUUAUGAAGAUUCUGCACUAGGCCACGAUUGAAUAAACACAGCUUUUGUUUCUCUCUUUGUUUCAUUGUGAUUACAGUUUGAACACUGCAUACCAACUUCUCUCACUUUAACCAAAGUAUAAAUAUCUGAGUUAUGUUUUAGUCUUCCAACACACAUUGCUCCUCCACACCAAGUA